CACAGUAACAGUAAUGUAUAGGGGAAGAGAAGAAGGUGAGCAGGUGUCUGUGCUGCUGCCUCUCUGCUGAAUUGUAAAGGCCUGGCCAGACCGGCUGUCUAAUGAGUAGCAGUCUCUCACCCCUCCCAUCCCCUCCCUAUUCCCCCUCACUCCCUUCCCUGCUUGUGCUGCUGAGCGGCUGCAAUUGGAGCGUUCGCUACUUGUGCUCAGCCCUCCGCUCCUUCUCCGUCUCUCGCCCAACGUGACCGCCUGCGCCAGUGGAUCCCCGACCCCGGAGCUGCACCUCGGGAAGGUUCAGCAGUGAUGGACACGUACGUGGGUUUUUGGCACCACUUGUCAGCGUCUCACUAGAAAUGUUUUUUCCGAUCAGUCAGUCUGGAGCUGACUGAUAAAUAUGGGAUGUGCUUCGGCAAAGCAUGUAUCUACAGUACAAAAUGAGGACGAUGCACAGAAUGGCAAGAAUUACCAAAACGGAGAUGCCUUUUGUGAUGAAUACAGGAUUAAGCCAGUUGAAGAAGUCAAAUACAUGAAAAAUGGGGAAGAAGAGGAGCAGAAGAUUUUGUCGAAGAACCAAGAGAACUUGGAGAAAAGUGCCACCCACACUGCCAGAUCUAAAAGUAACACUGAAGCUGCUGGUGCUGGACAUCCCUAUCGGAUAAAUAUCCACAUCUCCGAGAGCCAGCAGGAGUUCUUCAGGAUGCUGGAUGAAAAAAUUGAAAAGGGACGCGAUUACUGCUCAGAAGAGGAGGAUAUAACAUAGCUUCAACUCCAGGCAAAAUGUGUAAAUAUCCUAACACACUGAGCAAGGCUCUGGCAAACGGAUCUUCUUAAUUGCAACAGCAAAGUGUAGCUGUGGACUCCAAUCGUUUUGCUGCCACCGUAUCUCUGCGAUUGUAUCGGAUCUUUUAUUGCAGCACACUGUCAUCUGCAAGAAGAAAUGCGCUGGUUUGGGUAAGAGAUUCUAUUGCUUCCAAUUUGCUUCUUGGAUACUGAACUAUGUGACAAGUGGAGGAGCCAAUCGGUGUAUUCCUCUGUCUAUUUGAUGGUCGUUGCAAUGGAGCCAGGGUUUAACGUGGGUGAAGAGGAACUUCUAACAAAACACCGCACACCGUGAUCUCAUCAAGGACUAAUUCCUGCUUCUUCCUCCCGCUUUAUUUCAGGAAAAGGUGUUCCGACCCAUAGAGGAAGGAUUUGAGAUGUCUUUGUUCUAAUUGCACAUACCAUCGUCUGUAAAUCAUCUGAACCCCCAACAAUUUUUUUUCUACUAAAAUAAAUGUUAGUUUUUA
Messenger RNA from Xenopus laevis (African clawed frog), 1286 nucleotides. RefSeq names its product chromosome 1 open reading frame 21 S homeolog (gene c4h1orf21.S). Lineage: Eukaryota; Metazoa; Chordata; Amphibia; Anura; Pipidae. The transcript has 6 exons. The record is from RefSeq and is a predicted model, not a curated record. Bases 395 to 760 code for a protein of 121 amino acids.